This is a messenger RNA of Nothobranchius furzeri (turquoise killifish), 3792 nucleotides long. It is a transcript of the gene ssbp4, whose product is annotated as single stranded DNA binding protein 4. The record is from RefSeq and is a predicted model, not a curated record. Lineage: Eukaryota; Metazoa; Chordata; Actinopteri; Cyprinodontiformes; Nothobranchiidae. Gene Ontology annotation, biological process: positive regulation of transcription by RNA polymerase II. Gene Ontology annotation, cellular component: nucleus. Gene Ontology annotation, molecular function: protein binding; single-stranded DNA binding.
GAGGAGGGGGAGGAGAAGGGGGGGAGGAAAAACACUAAAGGGGUAGCUAUGGAGAUGGAGCGUUUUCCUGGCUGCUUUCUUUGACAGGUGUUGAGUGGGGCAAAAGUCUUAAAACAGAAUUCAGCAUGUACGCCAAAGGUAAAGGAGCUGUCGUCCCUUCCGAUAGCCAAGCGAGAGAAAAGUUAGCUUUAUAUGUGUAUGAGUAUUUGCUGCAUGUUGGCGCACAGAAAUCAGCACAGACCUUCCUGUCAGAGAUUCGAUGGGAGAAGAAUAUCACACUCGGGGAGCCUCCAGGAUUUUUACACUCAUGGUGGUGUGUAUUCUGGGACCUGUACUGCGCCGCCCCGGACCGGAGGGAGACAUGCGAACAUUCCAGCGAGGCCAAGGCCUUCCAUGACUAUAGUGCAGCCGCUGCUCCCAGUCCAGUGAUGGGCAACAUGCCACCCAAUGACGGCAUGCCAGGAGGACCCAUGCCUCCAGGCUUCUUUCAAGGUCCUCCAGGAUCCCAGCCUUCCCCUCACACACAGCCUCCCCCACACAACCCAAACAAUCCUAUGAUGGGACCUCAUGGACAGCCAUUUAUGUCUCCACGGUACCCAGGUGGCCCAAGACCCUCACUUCGUAUGCCAAAUCAGCCUCCUGGGAGCAUCCCUGGGUCACAGCCCCUCCUUCCAAACAGCCUGGACCCAACUCGACCUCAAGGACAUCCGAGCAUGGGCGGUCCGAUGAGAAUGAAUCCCCCUCGAGGGAUGGGAGGCAUGGGCCCACAGAGCUAUGGUGGAGGAAUGAGGCCCCCUCCCAACUCCAUGGGACCAGGGAUGCCGGGCAUGAACAUGGGUCCUGGUGGAAGAGGUCCAUGGCCGAACCCCAACAAUAACUCGAUAGCUUAUUCAUCUUCAUCUCCAGGAAACUACGUGGGUCCUCCAGGGGGAGGCGGCCCCCCAGGAACUCCCAUCAUGCCUAGCCCCGGAGAUUCUACAAAUUCCAGUGAAAACAUUUACACAAUGAUGAAUCCCAUCGGUCCCGGUGGAAACAGACCUAGCUUCCCAAUGGGACCAGGUCCAGAUGGACCCAUGGGUGGAAUGGGAGCUAUGGAGCAGCAUCAUAUGAACGGAUCACUAGGUUCUGGUGACAUGGAUGGGUUGCCAAAGAAUUCUCCCAACAAUAUGGCGGGCAUGAACAAUCCUCCCGGCACCCCGCGGGAUGACGGAGAGAUGGCAGGCAACUUUUUAAACCCAUUCCAAAGUGAAAGUUAUUCACCCAACAUGACGAUGAGUGUGUGAUUUUUUUUUAUUCACCUUUUUCAUUUCCUUUUAUCUGAAUCCCCCUCCCGACCACCCUGCUGUGUCUUGCAUCACCUUCCUCGUCCUCCUUCUCCUUUAUCAUCGUGGAUGGUGUGCCACACAGCUCCUGGGGAUUGCCCUGGAGAGCAGGACUUCCCUGAAGACUCAACAUCCUGCUGCCUGUAAAAUGGGCGUCAGAGCAUGAAAUGGUCUUGGAACAGCAGGAAGGAGCUCCUCACUACAACUUCUUCUUCUCUCCUGCUAGGAUCCGUCAAGGGCCCCAGAGCCUGAACCUGCAUCGAGUCUGCAUCUCUGACAAAAACCAAACCUGCUCUUGUGGGUGGCAUUCGGGCAUUAUCAGGACUACUCUGUUCAUUUAGCACUGUUUUGGGACAGAAAACCCUCAUUCAGAUGCUCUGGACUGAUUACUAAAACAUGAACUUGUGAUGAUCUUUUAGGGCUAGAAUGAUUUCAUGCAUUUUUUGAGUUGAUAUUGUUCUAAUUUGCAUAGCCGAUGCUAUUCUUGUGUUUUAUCUCUGCAGCAGCAAGCACACAUUGGAUGAAUGAUUGAUUUUCUGACUGUUUUCUUUAGACUUACAGAUUUGUUUCAGACACCUCUGCACAAAAAUGCAUUGCAACUUUGUCUUUGCCUCCUGGAUCUUUCUCCUAGACGUUCACAGGAAAGAUUUCUAAUGAGGCCUGAUCUGAGCAUUGCUGUUUUCUGAUACAGAUUGACUGUUGAUGCACAUGGAUGAUCAGCUGUUUGUCUGUCUUGUCUUUUGUAAACCCAAAUACAGCUGUCUGUUUCUGUUCUGUCGACACGAUGAGCCGACUGUCAGGAGAGGAGCUGCUUCGUAUUCAGAAACAGACCACGAUGGAGGAUUUUCUGCAUCUUCUUGUCUCCUCUGUAGUCUUGUUCUUGUCUGUAAAAACAACAAAAUUCGAUUGUUUUUAUUUGUUAUUUACAAGGUGUCUGUGAAACCAGAAAUGCUCUUCCCAUUCUGGUUCAUGACGCCCAAGUGAUGUCACAGAUUCUGUUGAUCAACUUUCAAACGAAACCGGCACAGUCUCUGCAAAACGACGUUGUUUUUCUAGGAAAGCCCCUUUAAAUAGGGUAAUGGACUCAUGGGUUUGUGUGAUGUGAUUCAUCUUGAGCUCGUCUAAAGAGAAGGAACCAUUUGUAGAUUGUUUUCAACAUUUAUUUUUAUUUCUGAUGUAUUCAGCUGAAGUUAAAGCCCCAAUAAUCUACUCAAAAACAAAAGUGUGGUGACACAGUCAGUCUGAUUCAACGAUUCUGCCUCCUUCGAUCUAUCCACUAACAAUAACUAAAGAACCACUGCAACCUCUGUCGGAGACUUCUUAUGAUUUACUGAUACGACUGUGAACAGAUAGUGCCCAGAUAUCAGUUGGGGUAUCUCCAAGAUUUGGCCAUCAGUGGCUUGGAAAUCUCUCUCUGUCCAGCGUUCCUUAGAAGCAGUGACACACCGCCCUCCCUCCCUCCCACCCUUUCAUUUUCUCUCUCUUGUUUUCUUGUAAAUACUGUAUAAUGCAUUUUGAUAUCAUUGACAUGUUUUGAUAUGUCAGUCACUACCAAUGAAUACAGCUGAAAGUAAAUUAUAAAUAAAACUGUUCAUGUUUUCUUUUUUCAUAGAGAAAGGAUGUGAGAAAGGCUUGUGUGGCUAAAUUUAUAGAAUACUGUAAAGUGACUAAAUGUAUAAAAUGACACACGGACUGUAUGCUAAAGGCUCGUGUGUGUCGGGGGGAGGAUGGGCCAGAGAGAAGCAAACGCGCUGCUGCGGCGUCCUCGCUCUGCCCUUGACUCGAUUCAGUCAAAUGUUGCUGUUUGGUUUUGAAAACGUUUUUUUUAAAGAAUCAUGUGAAUAGGUUUUCCAAAGGGCAUCUUCUCUCAAAAAAAUAGUGCAUGUGACCUCAGGUUGCAGUUUUUCAUAUGAAGGAUUUCUAUUGAUUAACGAAAACUUUUAAAAAUGGAAAAAAAAGGAAACAUUUUAAAUUAAAGAGAUCAAAAUCUAAAACUUACGAGGAAAAACUAUUCACGUGCGUGAUAGCAUUGUAUAGUUUGAAGCUCUCUCACUGAUCCUCUCUCAGUCCUCUGUGUAUAUUGAUCGUUGGCCAUCUCUGUACUUCUAUUGUGAUGUAUAAUACUGUACCAUUAGGAAGAUUUGCUGGUCGGAGGGGGCGGGGGGUUGUGGUCAUUUUGCUUGGGGGGAGGGGGGUUUAAAGGAUGGGGAUAUAAAGGAUUCUCCAAUCACGGUCCUCUAAUGACACGGCAGUAUUCAAUAUGAAGCAGUCUGUCUCUUGGGUUUGCUUUGUAUCUCAUGGUAGGAUAGUCGAGAAUCUUGUCUUAGGGAUUUAGCUGUCUUGUGUAGGUAAUAAAGAUGUUCUUUGUAUGUUUCUUUUUAUUGUAAAGUUCUUUUAGACUGAAAGAAAAACAGACAAUUUGCUUAUAAAAAAGAAACGAUGCAUCAAUAAUAAAUGUCAUUUGAUUUUU